Molecule: messenger RNA, 693 nt
Organism: Prorocentrum cordatum
Lineage: Eukaryota; Dinophyceae; Prorocentrales; Prorocentraceae
Source: the annotation of a GenBank genome assembly
UCCAUCCAGAUCCGCCUCCACAAAGACAAUUGGAAGGCACGCGGGGCCAACCAGAAGCUCGAGGCAGCCCUCGAGAAGCACGACACCUUGCUGCGCCAGCUCGACGAGCAUACGCCGGCGGUCUUGGAGUUGCGAAGUGAUCUCGUCACCGCUGAGGCCGAGCACAACUCCCUCGCGCAGUGCAUGCUGGAGUCGCAAGAGAUCUUCGACAUCAGCGCGUGUGAUCUGUUCAAAUGCGACGGCCUGAACCUCGAUGAAGAGGACAACAUGGAGAUUGAGCCGCGGGUUCAGCAGUUCAAGAAAGGCUCGUUGUUUUCCGACGCGAAGCAGAAGGUGGGCGAGCUCAAGCAGACGCGCGCGGCGCGCCUCAAGAGGUUGGCCGCCAAGCGCCGUCGCGCCAACGACGACGAGGCUGAGAUGCACGGGGGCGGAGGUGCCCCGCCUGCUGCCCGUCGGCCUGGUGCUGGAGCAGCUGCGGCCAAGCGCCCAGCCUCCGCGUCGCCUGCGGCCGCUGAGCGUCCUGUGCCAGCCACGCCUGCUGCAGCCGCGGGGGGCAAGUUCGCGGGCAAGGGCGCCCCCCUGCAGCCCGGCGCCGACGCGGCGGCGGCGACUGGCUCCGAGGCCACCAGCGGCGAUCCGCCCGCGGCUCCAUCCUCAGGCACCGCCCGUGAGCGCGCUGACCGCAUCGCAGAC